GUCUGUGUGAUGGAGCUGUCUGUCUGUCUGUCUGUCUGUCUGUCUGUGUGAUGGAGCUGUCUGUCUGUCUGUCUGUCUGUCUGUGUGAUGGAGCUGUCUAACCUCCUCUCUGUUUACAUCCGAGCAGACAGGCAGAGGCCCUGAAGGCUGACAUGACAGAUUCGAAGCUCGGGGCGGCAGAGGUGUGGACGUCUCGACAGGCCCUGCAGGACCUGUACCAGAAGAUGCUGGUGACCGACCUGGAGUACGCCCUGGACAAGAAGGUGGAGCAAGACCUGUGGAACCAUGCUUUUAAGAACCAGAUCACCACGCUGCAGAGCCAGGCCAAGAACCGGGCCAACCCCAACCGCAGCGAGGUCCAGGCCAACCUGUCGCUGUUUCUGGAGGCCGCCAGUGGGUUCUACACACAGUUGCUGCAGGAGCUGUGCACCGUGUUCAACGUGGACCUGCCGUGUCGCGUCAAGUCGUCUCAGCUCGGCAUCAUCAGCAAUAAACAGAGCAACACCGGCGCCAUCGUCACCCCGCAGCCCAGCUCCUGCUCCUACAUCUGCCAGCACUGCCUCGUCCACCUCGGAGACAUAGCACGUUACCGUAACCAGACCAGCCAGGCAGAGUCUUACUACCGACACGCAGCUCAGCUGGUCCCAUCAAACGGUCAGCCGUACAACCAGCUGGCCAUCCUGGCCUCGUCUAAGGGAGACCACCUCACCACCAUCUUCUACUACUGCCGCAGCAUCGCAGUGAAGUUCCCCUUCCCAGCAGCCUCCACCAACCUGCAGAAGGCCCUGUCCAAGGCUCUGGAGAGCCGCGAUGAGGUGAAAACCAAGUGGAGCGUGUCGGAUUUCAUCAGGGCCUUCAUCAAGUUCCACGGUCACGUCUACCUGAGCAAGAGUUUGGACAAACUGGACGCUCUCAGGGAGAAACUGGAGGAGCAGUUUCAGAGGCUGAUCUUGCAGAAAGCCUUCAGCUCUCAACAGCUGGUCCACAUCACUGUCAUCAACCUGUUUGAGCUGCACCACCUCAGAGACCUGACAGCCGACGGCGGCGAGCAGAGCUACAGCAGCGAGCAGCAGAUCAGCUGGUUCCAGCUGCUCGGACUCUUCAUGUCCUUCCUGGGCGUCAUGUGCAGCCGCGCUCUGCUCAACAAGAACCGGGGGGAGGAGAUCAUGGGGGAGUGUCCUCUGCCGGCCAUUAAGGUUUCUCUGGACUGGCUCAAACUGAGACCCAGCGUCUUCCUUGAGGCCGCUGUGGACAAGAGGCAGCAUGUCUGGCCCUGGCUGGUCUCCAUCCUCAACAGUUUCCAGCCCAAAGAGGACGACGUGUCCUGUUCCUCAGUGACGCCCCUGCCUGAGGAGUUUGAGUUGCAGGGUUUCUUGGCGCUCCGGCCCGCUCUGAGGUCCCUGGAUUUCACUAAAGGUCAUCAGGGCAUCCUGGUGGACAGGGACGGCCUGCCGGUCCACACUCGGCAUCAGAGACUCAUCAGUCUGGGCAAAUGGGUGGCCGACAACCACCCGGGGCUGAUCCAGUGCAGAGUGAGUGAGGACGGCCUCCUCGUCUUCAUCACCGACAUUCCAGAGCAGGCCAUCGAGGAGCCGCAGGAGAAGGAGGCGCCGGUGCUGCAGGAGUCGUCCAACGGCGAGCAGACGGCCAACGACGGUGGGAACUCCGGCCUGAAGUCGGUGCUGUCAGCGGGGAAGACGCAGAGCUCGUGGCCCGACAGCAGCGACCGACCCGUCGUCACCUUCAAGGAGAACAUCAAACCCCGGGAGCAGAGCCGCGAGCCGACACGGAACCACCACCUGAAGGACAGCGGCAAAGAGCGCCGGGACUUUGCCAAAGGCAACGGGGCUGCUGGGAAAGGAGAGCUGAAGAGGGACGGGAAGAGGAAGAGUGAGCUGAAGAAAGCCGGACAUGAGAAAAGCAGCGAUGCUGGAAAACAGGUGCAGACAUCGGACCUCAUCGUCGACAGUCACAAUAUUGUAACGAGGACUCGCGUUGAACCGUUGUCGUUGUUUUCUGUCGCUCAGGUGAAGGCGCAGACGGAGCUGAGGAAGACUCCGGUCUCUGAGGUGAAGAAGACUCCUGUCACUCAAACUCAAACCACCUGCUCCUCCCAGUUCAUCCCCAUCCAUCAUCCUGGAGCCUUCCCACCACUGCCCAGCAGACCUGGUUUCCCCCCCUCCGCCUACGUGAUCCCUCCCCCGGUGGCAUUUCCGGGGCUUCAGGUGAAUCCGGGCUUCACUUUCUCCACCGGCGUGUCCGUCCCCGGACCUUUCCUCCAGCCCGGCGUCCACACCCAGGCCGGCAAUCAGGCCGGGAAGCAGUCCCACAUUCCCUACAGUCAGCAGAGGCCCUCCGGUCCCGGUCCAGGUCAGGGGCCAGGAUCCACGGGCCAGGGCCCCGGACCCAUGAACCAGGGGCCCUCGCAGGGUCAGCAGCCACAGACCCAGCCGCCCUCCCAGCAGGCCUUGCAACAGUCGGUCCAGCUGCAGGUGCAGGCGAUGAGCCAGCAGCAGCAGUCUCCCACCAAGCCGGGUCAGCAGGUCGGGAUGGGCAAGAGUCCGCCUCACCACCCGGGACUCCAGCAGCAGUACAUGCAGGUCCAGGAUCAGCCGGUGCAGAUGUGGAACCAGGCUCAGGCUGCCCUGCAGAAGAUUUCUCCCAUGCAGAUGUCCAUGAAGCCACCUCAGCAGCAGCAGCAGGCCUUCUACAUGGCGGCCCAGGACCCCCUCAAACUGUACGAGCACCAGCUGCAGCCCCCCAGCAUGGACAAGAAGAUCAAGUACCCCAACGUCAAGAUGCAGGACUUCUACUGGGAGCCGUCCUACAGGAUAGGGGACGGCCUGGCUGUGAUGGCAGACAGGAUGAAGAGGCCUCCGCCGGGUGGUAUCUGUCCCGAGCAGGACCCCUCUGCUGGGCCCCGGGGACCCCCGUUUGAGGACAACAAGCCUCUUCUACCUCCUGACCUGUUAAAAACUCUAGCAGAUUUUGAGGAGGAGGAGGAGCUCGUCUUUACUAAGCCUCCUGAUUUCUUCCAGGCCCUGGCCGGCCCCCUUAGCUCUGCUCCUGGACCAAACAUAUUUCUGCCCAACCAGACCCGUAUGGAGAGCGGCCCCGAGGUCGUCGGCCAGUCAUCUUCUCUCCUGCCUAUAACCGGGUUCCCGAUGCAGGAAUACAACCAGAACAGCAUCUUCAGCCAGGCCUACGGCAAGAACCUGCCGCCCAGCUCCAAGCCCGACGUUCCCAUGAUGCACCAGGAGCCGUCCCUCUACUCCCUGUUCGAGGGCACUCCCUGGUCCCCCUCCCUCCCCGCCAGCUCAGAUCACUCCACCCCGGCGAGCCAAUCCCCUCACUCCUCCAACCCCAGCAGCCUGCCGUCCUCCCCCCCCACACACAACCACGGAGCCAUGCCCUUCUCUAACUUCGGGCCCAUAGGAACUCCGGACAGCCGGGACCGCCGGGUGGUGGACCGCUGGAAGGCCGACAAGACCGGAGCGGUCAGCGGGUUCGGUCUGGACUACCUGCCGGCCGCAGCCUCCUCUGCAGCUUCAGACACCAGCUGGCACCAGGCCGGGCCGACCGGCAGCUCCUGGACCAAUCAGGAGUCUCCAAUGGAGGAGUCGUCCUCCACCGUGCUGCUCGACAGCCUCAAGUCGAUCUGGUCGAGCUCUAUGAUGCAGCCGGGCCCGUCGGCGCUGGAGCAGCUCCUCCUGCAGCAGAAGCAGAAGCAGCAGCGAGGUCACGGCGCCAUGAACCCGCCUCACUGAACGGCAGGCCGCGGCGGCGCUUUGUGUCCGGACGUCAACAAAAAACCACCAGGAGAAAACGGGAGGAGAAAAAAAACAAGAAGUUUGACGAAGACGAGCUCCAACUAAAAUUAAACCGGUGAGAAACGGUGGAGGCUGGGGAGGCGACGCGACCCCCCGACGAGGCUGAAACACCACCUCCACCCCCCUCGGCUGUCGAGGAGCGGUGACACCCCUCCUGGACCGGAGGGCGCGGGAUCUCUUCAACCGUGGUGCCACGCGCCACGCCACCGCCGGGUUCCCUUCAACCCGCGGAAAUCUGAACAUUGAGGAACAUAACCCCCCCCUCACCACCACCACUGCCCCCCCACCACCACCAUGGUUUUGGACAGACGCCACAUCUCCGCUCUCAUCUGAAGAACUUCCUCUUUCUUUGGAACAAAAAAAUAAAAUAAAGCCGACCUCCUGGACGUCUGCUCGGUCCGGUCGGAGCGCCGGUUUUUAGCGUCUCCGCCGCCGCAGACUGAAGCGGGGGCGUUGUGAGAGAGCGAGGACGGUGUGGUGGUCGGAUUCAGGGGGGCGGAGGUCAGGUGAAGCAGUGGGGGUCAAUAUAGACUGAACUCUCUGAUCUCUCAUUCAUUUUCAUUACUGUGGAGGAGGAGGAGGAGGAGGAAGGCUCUCUGUAGUUUAGUGGUUGAAUGAAGGAAGGAAAGGAGGACGGUGGGAGUUGGUACAGCUAUAUAAAUAUAUAAAUAAAUAUAUAUUGCCAUAGUUGGACUUUAAACGGACCUUGUCUCUUAGCCGUGUUGUGAGAACGCCGCCUGUGAAGCGAAGCGUCACCUGGACUGUCCGACCUUUUUUAAAGGAAGAGCCCGAAGGCGCGGCGGCGGCGACGGGGCGGCUUCGUGGUGCCAGUAAACGUCACAGGAAGGGAAGAAGUACAAGGGAGAGAGGGGGGGCUAAGAACAUAAAAAGCCCGUCACACUUAGGGAUAGUAUUACCGUUAGCUUCAAGAGAUUGCAGAUAUUAACAAAAAAAACUGUAUUUUGUGAUUUGUUCGUAGCAGUUUUAGCUUCACGCCCUCUGAGGUGAAUACAGGUAUGUCUAUUAGCUUCCUGCUUGAAUAUUUUCGGGGUUCUCUUCCUCUCCGGCCUCUUCUUCCUGUUAUUUCUUUACUUAAUGAAGAAAAAAAAAAAAAAGAUGUAACCCUGCUCGCUUACUUAACCGUUUCUUUUGUUCAUGUUCUGCCUUUUUACUAGUUUUAAGCAGCUCUGUCGGCUCUUCUGUGCCUGCUCCCUGUCCCGUUAUACUGACUGCUGUAAAGGUUAGCACGAGGCCACCGACAGACAGACAGAUAGACAGACAGACAGGCAGGCAGGUAGGUGUAUACAGGUAGUUGGCUCAGCCUGAAUGUUUUCCACUAUGUUUUCUUCGAUAACCACUACCGCAGCUCGACCCUGUACAGCAGAUUUUUUUAUGGAUCGUAGCGUCCGGAAGCAGCUCUCUUUUAUUUAACCUGUAACUGAAGCCCUCAACCUGAAGUACCCGGGAACUACGGAGCCACAUGAACCACACUCAGGAACUAAAAGCUGAUUUUUGUACAGUAACAUUUGCCCCCCCCCCGUAACUAACUCCUGAGUAAGUGAUUCAUACUUUAGUUUAAAGUGACGUCUUCAAAAAAAGCUUGUUUUUGAUCAGGACUGAAACCCGAACAGGGAAGAGAGUUUUUCCACUUCGGCUUCAUAAUAAUAAUCAAACUUGUUGCCCAGUAAUUUAUCCACUGAUCAGUUUGACUCAGUUCUAAUCUUUGUCUAAAUAUUGAGUAGAAAAAGCAGUUUGAGAUCCAGUUUUCACACAAACUGAGUCUGUGUGUUGUUCAGGGCUCCAACGAACUCCGUCUCUCGAGUUAUUGAUUCAUACUUUAGUUUAAAAUGUAAUAAAAGUUAGUUUUGGAUCAGGUCCACAACGUGAUGAUCAGAAAUGUCGCCCGUCUUUAUAACUGCAGCGCCGCCCUGUGGUUUGUUUUACAGUUAUUUAAUUCAGCUUUUUCCCCGAUGGUUCAUCUGACCCGAACCCGAUCGCUUAUUUAGGAACUAAAUGUAAAGUUUCCGAGUUCCCUAAAAAAGGUUCCUGAGUUCCUGAAAAGUUCCUGUGGUGGAAACGGGCUGAACGGCUCUGUUGGGUUUUAUUUCUGCUGUUUCACCCUCGUAGAGCAUUUACACGCCGUCGGUCCCGGUUGUUUUUGAGCCAAUCAGAAAGCAGCGAGUGACAGCUGACCAAUCAGGGCGCUCCGAGGCUCCGGCGCCCCCCUUACAGGCUUCAGGCUUUGCGGGUUGUGACGGUUUAGACUGCAGCACUGUAAGUAACUUCCUGUCCAGUUUAAACCAGCAGAAAGCUGUUUUUCUACCUUCAAAGUAAAACGCCCAUCGUUUAGUUUCCAAGGGAUUAAAAAUAAAAUAAAAGCCUGUUUUAAUUUUCCCGCCGAGGGCCUUUUAUUAACGCAGACUUCAGAGACGUGUCUAUUUUCUGUGUGAUUGUGCUUUUCAUGUUGCAUUUACAAAAUGUAUUUGAAAAAUAAUAAAAGAUAAAAUAUUAAUGAAUGUGAGGACGAAUUUGGCCAGAAGCGUCAAGGAGAGAGGGAAAAAGUGCAGUUUGUUUUCAUGUUAAAGCUGACCACGUGGAUCUGAGCUGGGUUCUGCUUCUGGUUGCCUUUGUGUUGUGUUUUUUGGAGUAAGAACAGAACGGACCGGGAUCUGUCGACGACAUUCCACUCUGGAAGAUGUUUGGGAGGUUUCAGAGAGGAAACAUCAGAACUGAGCUUUGUGUUUCUGUCUCACUGGUGGAAUCAGCCUUUAAAUAAACGUAAACUAUGUUCUCCCUUAA
Messenger RNA from Dicentrarchus labrax (European seabass), 6629 nucleotides. It is a transcript of the gene smg7, whose product is annotated as SMG7 nonsense mediated mRNA decay factor. Gene Ontology annotation, biological process: nuclear-transcribed mRNA catabolic process, nonsense-mediated decay. Gene Ontology annotation, cellular component: telomerase holoenzyme complex. NCBI's taxonomy places the organism in Eukaryota, Metazoa, Chordata, Actinopteri, Moronidae. Gene Ontology annotation, molecular function: telomerase RNA binding; protein binding; telomeric repeat DNA binding. The transcript has 22 exons. The record is from RefSeq and is a predicted model, not a curated record. Bases 153 to 3767 code for a protein of 1204 amino acids.